Aspergillus versicolor CBS 583.65 is the source of this 936-nucleotide messenger RNA. RefSeq lists its product as uncharacterized. Bases 178 to 699 code for a protein of 173 amino acids. NCBI's taxonomy places the organism in Eukaryota, Fungi, Ascomycota, Eurotiomycetes, Eurotiales, Aspergillaceae. The transcript has a single exon. The record is from RefSeq and is a predicted model, not a curated record.
GACAUGACCAGGCUCAGGAGAAGACAGGUUUUAUACGCAACGAAUCGCAAGCAUGGACGCGGUUCGCUCGGCGCUGUCGAAGUUCUCCGUUCGAAGCUCGGACCGACAAGAGGCAGGGCGGGUACGACUCGCGCGGCAGGAUAGGAGUCGAGGCUUGAAGUUGAAAUCAGGCAGCCGAUGGAUGGUGUGACGUCGAGAACCAAAGCGACGGUCGAGGGAGUUGAAAAGGACGCGAGAAAGCGAAGGAAGCGAAAGAGCGAAAGGCCAAGCAGCCGCGUGAUGGGAUACGUGAGGCGAGGCGAGGCGAAGCGACCGCGAGGAUGCGCGAGGAUCAGGAGCGUUAGUACUAGGAUUUGUUUUGUUAGCCUGCGGAACGGUGGUUCCAGGAGAGCGGAACCAAACCCACAACAGCUGGAUGGCCACGACUCAGCUCAGCCGGGGAAACGGUGCGAAGGGGAAGGAAGCCUAAAAUGUCUCCAGCAAUUCGACCCAUGGCACGAAAGCGCGGGAACAGCGAGCAGAUCCCGCCAGUUUUCGACAGGGAGGGGUGAAGCCGUGAUCGCCUCACUUAGCUUUCCGGCUUAUUCUCUCAGCACAAAGACAAUGGCCAGGAUGUCCUUGAUCAAUUCGAGGAGCAAACCACGAGCAACAUCUUGCUUUCCCGUCCAAGCAUCAAUCACAUUGCAGACUGUCAGCUGAUCGGAUCCAUUUCAAGGCUGAGGCUCCACUACGAGACAGAUUGAGCAGACGAGCAGAAGAUCGGUCAAGGAGCAGGAGUUGCAUGGAGUGCAGGCGCCAAUCAUCAUUACUAUUCCACGCUCUCGUCUGGCAGUCUCGCGGGGCAAUCACCUCCUGCAAUCCCUGGAGUCAUGACGGUGGAAUCUCUCAAUUGUCGGCAGGCCGUCUUAAACGAGUCAGGCUGGAGGCUGGAGGCAC